Molecule: messenger RNA, 1613 nt
Organism: Prunus dulcis (almond)
Lineage: Eukaryota; Viridiplantae; Streptophyta; Magnoliopsida; Rosales; Rosaceae
Exons: 4
Coding region: 289-1362 (357 amino acids)
Biological process (GO): UDP-N-acetylglucosamine biosynthetic process
Cellular component (GO): endoplasmic reticulum-Golgi intermediate compartment; Golgi apparatus; endoplasmic reticulum
Molecular function (GO): glucosamine 6-phosphate N-acetyltransferase activity; monosaccharide binding
Source: RefSeq, a predicted model, not a curated record
UAGUCGGGUACGGGUUUAGACUGAAGCAUCAAAUCUCUUUCAGGUUUUUUCUGUAAAAAAAUUUCUUUACGGAGCGCGCUGGGCCGCGGGAAAGGUCUAAGAAGAGGAUGAACGAAGAUCGAACCGUACAAGUGGCAGCAAUCUAAAUGUUUAGCUAAACUACUGUCGUCUAGCGCAAAAGGACCAAUUGGCAAUUUGCUAAUAGUUUCGAAAAAGACAACAGACAGACCUUGGGGUGAAUUCGUGAAUAGGUAAAAUAGAUAGUGGCGUUUUCACCCUUAUUAUAUCAUGAAAACAGUAAGGGCAUUUUUGACUUUUCGGAUUUCAUUUGGAUUUUGCAAACCAUCCUGCAAGUUUAUGAGUUCAGGAACACACUCAACAACAUUAUCUUCCAUUCCAGAGGACGAACGAUUCACAAAAAAUUGCAGAGAGAGAAAGAAAGACAAAGAAAUGGAGAUUAGUGCAGCUGCAGCUACAUCAGCAGCAGCCGCUAUGCCCAUGCAUAUAGUAGAGGGUCACACGACCAAGAAAACCAUGGAGCUAAAAUGGGUGAGCAGAAGAAGCAGAGGCGGCAAAAUCCAAAUGGAAAAAACCAUGAAAAUGCCAUCAGAAUCGAAACCAAAAGCACCAGAAACCCUGCAAGCCCUGGUCCCAGUUUUUAUAUCCACAAACCCAUCCCACGUGAACCCAGAUGACCUCAGUGACCUCUUCAUCGCGUGCAACCUCUCAUGCCACCGUUUCCCCAAUUACGUGGACGCCGGCGGUGGCCGCUGCGUCGUUGAAGCUGUGGACUUGCACAAGUUGCGCGUCGCUCUCUCCCACAGUUCAGUCUUGGUCUCAGUCUUCUGCAAGCCAAAUGACGUGAUUGGUUGCUCUUCAUCAUCUUCAUCAUUUUUGAAGGAAAAGCAGCAGCAGCAGCAGCAGAAGAAGAAGAAGAUAGUGGGUUUUGGAGAGUUGUUGCAGAAUGUGGUGAUGCCUGUUACCCCGUUGAACAGUCAAUUGGUUGGCUUUGGGCGUGCAGUUUCUGAUCUUGGACUCACUGCCUCCAUCUACGAUGUCAUGGUGCUUCCUUCUUUGCGGGGAAUGGGAAUUGGCAGGAUGAUAGUUAAAAGAAUCAUAAGAAUGCUCACAAGUAGAGACAUCUAUGACAUAGCAGCCCUUUGCUCAGAGAAUGAGAGGUCAUUCUUCAAAGUGUGCGGUUUUGGGGAUGACAUUUUAGGCUCCACUGCAAUGAUGUAUACGAGGAGUAGCGUUUCAACUAAUCCUCAAGACAACCAGAUUGUUAAACGUGCCGGUCGAAAGCUAUUGUUAGUUCCACCACUUUCGAAGACCUUGCCAUAUUCCAAGACCAUGAAAUCAUGAAGUUGAGCCGCUGUUUUUAACUUGGCUGAAGCACCAAGAUGAGAAGAUUUUUGUGUGCUCGGUUGGUUGUCGCCAUUUUGGCUUGAAGAUGUUGCAUAAUCAAAUUGUAACAAAAGAGCCAAAAUGGGCUUUCUUUUUCUUUUUCCUGGAGGGAGGAGGCUAGUUUACUUGUAAUCUGGUAAUUUGAUUGUUAGACCCUACCCACCCUUCCAUGGGUUAAAAGUCAAGAUCAUGUAAACUAUUGUAAAGUA